AUGAAUCCAACACUAUACUUGAGCUGUCUGGUGGUCCUUGUCGGGAGCCUUGCGUGGACAGCAAGUGCAGCCCCAUCGGAGGGUGACCAAAGAUUCAAUUCCGAAUUGACACGUUUGAAGAACAUCUACGGAAGUGAUUCGGUUACCCAAUUCACCAGGUUUAAUAAUGUACCUGAGCUAAUUACCUUCUUUGAGAAGUAUGGCGAUCGUCUUCAGUUGACUCCCGAGGAGCGACAAAAAGCCAAUGAUGCGUUACGACAAUACAAGGAGGAAAGGGCCAAGCAACCUUUGGUGGAAGAAGUGCCUGCUCAAGGAUUCUGGUGGUUAGUACUUCCUCCCGUUGUGGAGAUUCUAGGCCAGAUUAUCAAAAAAGCGGCUGGACUUUAA
Messenger RNA from Drosophila serrata, 387 nucleotides. Its product is annotated as protein Turandot M-like. The record is from RefSeq and is a predicted model, not a curated record. NCBI's taxonomy places the organism in Eukaryota, Metazoa, Arthropoda, Insecta, Diptera, Drosophilidae.